AAAGGACAGGUAGACUAGCAAUCAUACCUGACAAUCGGCCUUUGGUCUAUGUGAUAAUAGUGCUGGUAUGGGAUUUUCAGAUCGAUAUAUCGAUAGAGGACAGCCAUCGGGUACUGUACUUUGAUAUGUUUACGUGUAUGGUGAGUUCGUGUCAUUCUCGCUGACAAUAUCACACACAUCACAGCUGUUCUCUGAGCAUUCCCACAAUCCAAACCACGAGAGUCGCUUGUGUUAAUUCAACAAUUCGUCACCUACAGAGUCGCACCAAUGAAUCCUAGAACGGAGCCGUGUUCCACUUGGCAACAAUUCCUCAAUUAGAUUUGCAUAUUGCGUAUUUAUGAUGUCAGACCAUCUUGCAAUCUGAAUGGAUAUUCUUGUCAUUUGUAAUUAAACGUUGUUUUAAAGAUCAUCACCAAUCGAGAAGUUAAAAAGGGAAUUCCAAGUUGGAUAUCUAGAAUUAACCAAUGUUGAUAGACAUCUGUUACAUUACUGAGAUUUUCUGAGAAAAUGGGAAACGGGUCUUCUAUAGAUACGUCUAAAACGAUCUACCUGUCAAUAGCUGGCAAAGGCGAAAAGAUCAUUCUGAGUCGGUUCUGUGGUUCCAGAGAUAUACAUGACCUGAUAGCACAAGUAGCUGGAGUUAGCAGAUACUCGGGAAUUACACUGAGGGACAGCGAUGGGGCCCUGGUACCAAUAUCACCGUCCAUGGCGAAGAACGUAGCGUCGUCGCCUUAUGAAGUUAACAUCACAUCACCCACCUUAGCAAACAUUGACCUGGACGGUUUGGGUGGAGCAGGCGAUGGCGAGGCUUUUAAACAGGUGUUAACCCACGUCACGGAACAGUUCAGCAACUCUCAAAAUGUGGAUUUGAGCAGAGUAUUCAAAGUGGAGGAGAUGCGAUCGGAUCUAACAAACCGUAUCAACAUACUGGAACGACGCCUUGAACUCGAGGGGCUGAAAGCGGUUGAAAUCGAAAAGUGCAAGCGGGAUAUAUCCGAUAUUAAAAAUCAAAUGUUGACUUCUCAGAAAAAGGUUAUUGACUUCAACAAUAUGAGACCAAUGUAUUAUAAUGGAUGUUAUAGUGCUUUGAGUGAUGAACGGAAAAUCAGCCUGAAGAGAGACGUCCCAUCCUACCCAAAGUAUACACUUUCCCAAGAAACGGUCAAUUAUCUGAAGCAGCCAACGUUUGACAUUUGGCAUUGGGAGCCGAAUGAGAUGCUUAGUCUCCUGGAACAUAUGUACCAUGAGCUGGGACUAGUGACGGAAUUUAACAUCAAUCCUAUAACAUUGAAACGCUGGCUGCUUUGUGUUCAGGAGAACUACAGGAACAACCCUUUUCACAACUUCCGGCACUGUUUCUGUGUGACUCAGAUGAUGUACGGGAUGAUCCAUCUCUGUAAACUUUGGGAGAAGAUGUCACGUGAGGACUUGGGCGUGCUGCUGACGUCAUGCAUCUGUCACGAUCUUGAUCAUCCGGGUUACAAUAACACGUACCAGAUCAACGCGCGGACAGAACUGGCUAUCCGCUACAAUGAUAUCUCUCCCUUGGAAAACCAUCACUGCGCAGUCGCAUUCAAAAUACUCUCAAACCCAGAAUGCAAUAUUUUUGCAAAUACAGAUAAAGAUGUUUACAAACGGAUACGCGCUGCUAUGACUAUGUUGAUACUAGCCAGUGAUAUGGCACGCCAUGGUGAGAUUAUGGAAUGUUUCAAGGCUAAGAUAGAACUAGGCUUUGACUACCAGGAUAAAGAGCAGAUGGAAACGCUGAAGAUGGUGUUGAUCAAGUGUUGUGAUAUCUCUAACGAGGUACGGCCGAUGGAGGUGUCAGACCCGUGGGUGGACUGCCUUCUGGAGGAGUAUUUCAACCAGUCUGACAGAGAAAAAAUGGAGGGACUACCUGUGGCUCCAUUCAUGGACCGAGAAAAAGUGACAAAACCUACGGCACAAAUAGGAUUCAUCAAGUUUGUUCUCAUACCCAUGUUUGAGACGGUAGCCCAGCUUUUCCCCAUUAUAGACAGCACGAUGGUUGAGCCACUUAGGAUCGCGCGAGAUCGGUACGAGAAUAUGAAGGAGAAGACCGUUCUUAAUACAUCGGGGAAGAAGGACGACUCGUAGCAGCCCAAUCACAUUGAUGUUCGACCCUGACCGAGUGGACAUAUUGACGUGCUACUGUGAUGAGGCGCAAUUUAACAUAUCACAUGUACAUACAAAAUAUCAUCACUGCCUUUGUAUUUCAAAAAUCGACUGUUCUCAUACAUACACAGUGUAAAUUAAAGGGAGACAACUAGUAUAACCGUCGUCCUCCUUACAAUAUACUCUAUUUAUAAUUAAAUAAAUAAUAUUUGAUUCGAUCAUUUCAAUCAGUUUAGAAUGGAAAUCCCUGUCAGUCGUUAAUCAUUUAUAAAUUUAUAAAGCAGUUAUUAAAGUUUCGAGAACAUUAACAGGUAAGCACAAUCAAUCAAUUGCGUGAUUGAUUGAUUGAUUGUUUGAUUGAUUGGUAAACACGUGACAUUAAGUUGCUAUAAUGUACAGGUAAGUUAAAAUUCGAUGUGAUAUUUGUAAACGUGUUGACGGGUAAGACCUACGUUUAACUAUAGAAACAGAAAUCGACCCAAUGGUUACCAUGGUUACCAUGAAUGAUCAUUGUGUUUUCCUAUUGUUUGUAUUUAAAAUCUACCAUAUCAUUGUACGGUGCAUUGUUUGGUUACCUUUGUAUCGUUUUAAUAUUAGAAUCUAUCAACUUUAUAAAGACGUGUAUAUUCGUGUGAAGUUUUACGAAACGCCAUAUUAUAUGGGAGAAAUAAGUCUCCAUGGUGACGAGACAGGAUUCUGAUAGCUGUGAUUACUUAGGGGUAACAUGGUCCUAUUGUUGUUUGAUUACUACAUUGUUACGUGUGAUUACAAUGUUUCUAACCCUGAAAAACUCCAUCCGCUAUAUAAUCUUAUGGUAGAGAGAAUUCUGAACGCCAUUCCUGGCUGUUUAGGAGCCUAAAAUCAUAUGUAUUAAUUAAAACAUAUCACUAAAAUGUUGUCAUUGUUCAAUACGUCUUCAAUCAAGCUAGUCAAUCAGAAAGGAUAGCUUGGUAUAUUCUAAGUAACGAUUUUUCGAAAAAAAAUGGUAUGCAAAUGUUCUUUUCCAAAUCUUGCAAAAAUCUGUCGUAAUUUAAGAAGUUUGGGACCUUGCUGAUAAGACUAAAUGUAUGCAGUUUUCGAAGUACUAGUAGUUCAAACAAACAUUAUUUAUCUGGAAAUCAUUCAGUUCUGGUAGUCACUUGAAAAAAGAAUGUGAUUCGAACAACAAUUUUUCCUCUACAAAAAGUAGAUAAUUAUGGCGCUUUCCUGAUUGUUCCGCUGUUAAAAUAGUUUUGCAUCAUAUUGUCUUUGAUAAAACUGUUAUAUACAUAUCAUCAUUUUCAUGGAGACGGUGAUUACAUAUGAUAGAAUGGAAACAUAGAGAAAGUUUCAACAUAUUGUGAAGUUAAAGUUGACAAAGUUUAAACACUUUAGACGCAUGUAUAUAUUGUUACCUGGUUCGUUAAUGACUCGAAGGUGCUUGGAGGUGACCCAUUAGGUGUUGUCAAAGUUAUCGCCCCGGAAUCAAUAUCACAGCUUUAUUUUCGAAUAUCAAAGUUUGAUUUUGUUUUUUUCAUAAUGUUCUUCUUAUCAUUCAAAAGCUAAAGAAAUACAAUACCAGAACAUGUCUCCGUGACGUCACAACGAUGGCAGCCGCUGGAUCCAAAUCACGUGACACUUCAUUAUAAACAGUAAUAUAUUAAUCAUUUGUUAUUGAAUCAGUUUACGACACAUGUUGUAAAACGUCCGGUUUCAUCAAGGAAUAAACUGAUAGAAAAGUACAUUUUGUAAGUGUUAACAUUAUGUUAACACGAAUAUCAGUGUCAUAAAAUAUCAUAAAAGCCUAAAAAUUGUGCUUUGUAUUUCGUAUAGUGCCUUUCUGUACACGUUAGAGAUAAACACCUCCAUGCAUCUUAAAACUCUGUAGAAAUCAAAUUAGUGGAUGUGAUAUCAUCUUAAUGAUUAUUUUAUAUUAGUUGAUGUUAGUUUGUUUUCUUUUAAAAUGUUAAUUAUAUUUCGCGUGGUUGACUACAAAGAAUUAGUACGAAAAUGUUUUCUCUAAUGGUUCGCCCAAUAGGUUGCACACCUGUACUGGCAUGCCUUGCACGUGCAGCUUAUGAGCUGGCAAGUCAGUCCAGUGAAAGGCACUGGUCGGAACGGACGGGUUCAACUUUUCGUUUAUUUUUAUUUUUCAUUAUGACACAAAUAUUGUACAUGGUUGUUAUUAUUGUGUAUUUCCUAACAUGAUGAAAAGUUUGUGAAAAUUUUGUAAAAAAUAAUGAUAAUUAAACGAUAUUAAUGGUUUUGUCAGCCCGCUGCAUGCCAAUGCCUUGUGAACAGUCAACUGGUGUUACCUGGGUGGGUCAUUGGAGAAUUUAAUGUUAAUGUCUGUGUUAUAUUUAACUAUGAUAAGAUAGUCAUAUAAGGCCUUUGUUGUGAUAAAACACAAAUACAUAUUUUUUAUAUAAAAUGUGUUAGUAGCACGUGUUUUGACGUCAUAAGUUCCACUGCAUAACGUCAUCUAUUACCUGUGAAUCAAUCCCCUUGCUCAUAGCUUUGUCGCUAUACUAGUAGUUAAACAAUUCCUAUUGGGAAUACUUGUUUGUGAUAUCGUACGACGUUCCAUUGUAUGGAGACUAGUGCUGUUUUGUGAUAUAAAUAAAAUAAAUGUUUAGGGGUUUAAUUUUAUUUUACAGAAUUAUUUAUGAUUAAACUGAGCUGCGUGUUUACUUUUAUACGUAAAAUGAGGAUGAUACGAUUUUGUAUUGCGUAUAUUAUGCUCCUGUAUGAGAGAGCUAUUUAUAAACAAUUUUAAGACGUCGUCUAUGUCUUGUAAACUCUGUAUCAUGUUUAACUUGAUUCUCUAACAAUAUCGUUUUGAUAAUUUCUGGAAGUUCCGCUGAGAUUUAGACACGGGGUCAUCAUUCACUCCCUGUAGCGUUAGACAUUAAAAUGUUACACAUUGUAUACGAUUGGUGUAUUGUCACGAGUUCUUGUACUUUUAUAUUCAUGUAAUACAAUGUUGUGGUUGUUUGUACCUUCUGACGUCAGCAUCAAUGAUGACGUCAUAGACGAUGACGCCAUGCACUGUAACGUUACAUUCCGUCCCUACUUUUGUUUAUUAAAAUGAUGUUUCAACAAAA
Pecten maximus is the source of this 5216-nucleotide messenger RNA. RefSeq names its product high affinity cGMP-specific 3',5'-cyclic phosphodiesterase 9A-like. Bases 508 to 2115 code for a protein of 535 amino acids. Gene Ontology annotation, biological process: cGMP catabolic process. Gene Ontology annotation, molecular function: 3',5'-cyclic-GMP phosphodiesterase activity. The record is from RefSeq and is a predicted model, not a curated record. NCBI's taxonomy places the organism in Eukaryota, Metazoa, Mollusca, Bivalvia, Pectinida, Pectinidae. The transcript has 19 exons.